Colletotrichum graminicola M1.001 is the source of this 1692-nucleotide messenger RNA. RefSeq names its product dynactin p62 family protein. The coding region runs from base 1 to 1692 and encodes 563 amino acids. Gene Ontology annotation, cellular component: dynactin complex. Lineage: Eukaryota; Fungi; Ascomycota; Sordariomycetes; Glomerellales; Glomerellaceae. The transcript is spliced from 2 exons. The record is from RefSeq and is a predicted model, not a curated record.
AUGGCGCCUCUGACCCCUUACACCUACAUCCGGUGCCCUUGUUCCGAGACGCGGGACCACAACGAUGGCUCAUCGACGCCUGGCAGCCCGGAAGACGAUGAGCGGACCUUCGACCCACGCGCCCCGCGUGCCAACUUCAGCCUGUACCCCCUGGAGCACCUGAUGUACUGCGAAGACUGCCACCAGAUCCGGUGCCCCCGAUGCGUCAACGAGGAGAUUGUCACCUACUACUGCCCCAACUGCCUGUUUGAGGUACCUAGUAGCAACCUCAAAAGCGAGGGGAACAGAUGCACUCGAAGCUGCUUCCAAUGCCCCGUUUGCGUUGGGCCCCUCGCGGUUACGAGCAUCGAGGCGCCCCCGGAAAGCAGCAACCUCCUGACUGCCGACGGUUCGGCCCCUCAAGGCGGCCCGUAUGUCCUGGCCUGCUCCUAUUGCACCUGGAGCUCGACCGAGAUCGGCAUCAAGUUCGACCGGCCCAAUGGCAUCCACGGCCAGCUUGCCAAGCUGCAGAACGGAGGCCAGCCCAAGCUGACGCCAAAGGAGCACAAGGAGAGGAAGAAGGAGAGCGGCGGCGACUACACGCUGGACCCGGACAACAUGGACACGGAUCUGCAAUUCGCGCAGCUCAAGUCCUUCUACCAGAGCCAGAUGGCCAGCACCAAUCCGUCCGCCGGCGGCCUGUCGUCUCUGGGCGACCUCGGCCUCAACUCGCCCGGCUCACUGUCCCGCAUCAUGAGUCUCUACACGGGCAACAACUUUGGCAACAAACAGGCGCGUGGCAAAGUGCAAACUAUGAGGGAGGCCGACAGCCCGGACGAGGGGUUGAAGACGACCGACUUAGACGAGUCAGACGCCAUUGCGAAGCUCGGCCACAGCCACUUUGACGAUACAGCCACUCUCGCCCAGAAUAUACACCAACAGGAACCUGUGCGGUUCAGAGAUCAGCUGCGGCCCAUUCCUUAUCUGCUGCGGACGAAGCGGUCCAAGAGAUGCCCCCUGUGUCGGCACAUCAUCAGCAAGCCGGAAGCCAAGAUCUCCAACACGCGAUUCCGCAUUCGUCUGGUGGCCGGGAGCUACAUCCCCACCAUCACCAUCCGGCCGCUGAACUCAGAAGUGCAGAACAUCCCGUCCACUGCGCGGCCGCCGAUACCACAGGAGCUGUGGCUCACGCCGCUGAAGCCCGUGCAGUACCUCCUAACCUUCAAGAACCCCAUUUUCGAGACUGUCAAGGUGUCACUGGCCACCCCGUCGAGCACGCCGGGCCGCUUUGCCAGUUCGGUGACGGUGCUGUGCCCGCAGUUCGAGAUCGAUGCCAACACGGACAUGUGGGAUGACGCGCUCAAGGACGACGGCGAGAAGGAGCGACGGCGGGGCGAGGAGGGCGGGAUGCAGCAGGCCGAGGUCGGCAAGAUUUACGAGCGCGGCCGCAACUGGGUGAGCAUCGUGCUCGAGGUCGUGCCGGCGUCCCUGCGGCUGGAGCGGGACAAUGACAGUGGCGGCGGCGGCGGCGACGACGACGCGCUGAGGGAGGACGAGGAGGUGUUGGAGAUACCGAUGUUUGUACGGGUCGAGUGGGAGACGGAGGCUCAGGGUGAUGUGGGCACGACGGCAGGCAAGGACAAGGAGGCCAGAGAGAAGAGGGAGCUGGCAUACUGGUGUGUGCUGGGUGUGGGCCGCAUCAACCAGGAUUAG